Pocillopora meandrina is the source of this 8280-nucleotide messenger RNA. NCBI's taxonomy places the organism in Eukaryota, Metazoa, Cnidaria, Anthozoa, Scleractinia, Pocilloporidae. The record is from the annotation of a GenBank genome assembly.
AUGUUAGACUGUGACAAGAAAUGCCUUGAUAUUCUCCGUAAAACUCGAAGAAAUCCGCCCCCCAGUACUAAAGUGGAAAUACACACUGGUUAUUGUAAGGCAAAAUAUGUUUGCCGAAAAGGAACUGAUAUAAGAGCUUGCAGGAAUGGGCAGUGGAUUGGAAGCAAAGCACUCAAUUGUCCAGGUGAAGUUCGGCGGGUUGACUCACUUCGGUUUGGAUAAAUUACAAUCAUUCGAUCGGACAGAAUGAGUUAUUACAAAUCAAAAUCCCUGAGCCACGUCACCAUUCGAUGUUCAUAGGUUGAAUCAUAAAUUGGACUUUGUUAUAUCGAUACGAAAAUAUCCAUUCCUAAGCAAGAUCAAACGCAUUUCACUAUAAUCCAUGAUUAUUACUAGUUUGUGAUUGAAAGCUUAAGAAACUGCAUGCUCACAUAUUUUAUCUUAUAAAUAAUUUCUAACAUUCUUUUAUCAGCAUAUUGCGGCAAACCCGCGGACAUUCCACACGCCACAUUCUCUGGUUCCCGUUUCGGCGUCAACAAUAAAUUAAAGUACCGAUGUGAUCAAGGCUACGUACUCGAUGGACCAAAAAGAAGGAAAUGCGAAAAAAGCGGACAGUGGUCUCAGGCUCCUACAUGUUCACCACGUAAGCUGAAUUUGAUAAUCUUUACACAAGUGUAAAGACGACAGCAAUUUUCAGUUGAGUGUCGAAAGCAAUCAGGGAUUACUUUGGUUUUGCUUUAUUUCUUCAGGUGAUUGGUCCAAAAGACUCUCAUCACUUCCUCGACCAAUCAGAUUCAAAACUAAAACCAUUCGCGACUUGGACACCCGCGUUUUCUCGCGCUUCAGGCAGUUUGCUUGUUUUCACUUCGAGUUCUCCUGGUGAUAUCGUGCUUACUAUGACUGGCUGUUGUGAUUGCAUUGGUUUUGGUUUUCCGACACUAAUUCGAACACUGCACUUACACCAAUUAAUUCAUAUUGAACACAAUGCUUACAUUUUACGUCACUGUUCACUUAAAAUUGUCUGAGUGAAAAUGCAACAACACCGACAAUUAGCUUUAUUUGCAAAAUCAAAGGAAAGGAAUGCACAACUAUAUACUUCCCUGCAAUUGUUUAAUUCCCUUGUUUGGGCCAUAAGAAAAUAUUUCUAGUAAAAUUAGGAACAAACAAGUAAAUCACCCCGAUUAGUCCCAACAAAGCCCUAUAAAAAUGUCAGACUGAAAAUAUGCAUUGGAAGACAGUGGAGUCAACAAACAUGAUAGAAAUAAUUAUGAUUGGAGUAACCGAUCUGAAGAUGCCAAAAUUGAAUGGGCAAGAAGAGUACCUUACGAUCCGACAAAAAAAAUUUAAUUCAACGACAAUGCAUUCACCCUCAGGACGUGCUUUUCUUGUCUCUGGACGGUCGUGAGCAUCGGCAACAGCCAUAAUGAAUUGGCAGAGAGAAGUCUAGGGCUCAGAAUGUUUCAUAGUAUUCCAAAGUUUAUCUUUGUUCCAGCUUCUUCGCGUUUUAUGGGGUUAAAAAAAUAUACUUGUGUUCUCUUUGGUAGGAUCAUGUGGAAAACCUGAGGACAUUCCUAAUGCUAUCGUAAGCGGCUCAAGUUAUAACUACAUGGAUAUUUUGAAUUACACUUGUUCAAAAGGUUAUCAACUUGAUGGGCCGGAAACGAGAACGUGUCUUCAUGAUGGGAAAUGGUCCAGUAGUCCGACCUGUACACGUAAGUUAGCUAAGGAAUUACAUAAGCAUAACAACUGUUGCAACCGCAAAAUUACCAAGGGAGGUGCUAUCGCACUGUUUUCAAUUUGAACGGAAUGGGAGGAUAUUUCGCAAGCAUUUUUUGUUACCAAGGCGAAAGAGUACAACAGCCCGACCCCCGCCAUUUAAAGGCCAAGGAUGCUUUUACUGAAUAUUCAAAGGAAAUUAAGAACUUUUUAAUCGUACCAUAGGAACAUUUUUGGAGUGAUUUUAUAUAGUAUUUUGCUUUUUAAUACCAUAUAAUAAUACCUUUUGUAAUGUAAACAUAAUGAUUAUGAUUAACUUACAGGACCCCCAUUGAUACCAGUGUCAUUACACUGACAGGGUUAUCUUGUAUAAAUAUAAAUAUAUAUACAUAUAUAUAUAAUUUUUUUUGUUUUUUUGUUUUUUUUGUUUUUUUGUUUUGUUUUGUUUUUUUUGUCUAUAUGACUCUAUACUUCAUUAUGCAUACAGUUCUUUAUAAAGGAAAACAAUAGCAAAACAACUGAUUGGAUUUGGGAACACAGCUCUGUUUAAGAAUAGUAUUUGAUUACAUGAUUGUGUAUGGAGAGCUUUCCAAAUCGCUCUCAUAACUUCGUAAUAGAUCUCGCUCACCGUGGAGUCUCUGUGGCUUAGUGGUUAGAGCAUCGGAGCGCGGAACCCGAAGGUCUGAGGUUCGAUUCCUCAUGGGGACUCCAAAAUUUUUCUUUGUUCCACGCUCGUGACAAGACGGAAAACAUUCUUCCGCUUUCUAACUGUAUUUCAUUUGUGUUUACAGAAAUCCGUUGUAGGAAGCCACGGCGUCUUGUUAUGCGAAAUGGAAAUGUCACUACCUCUGACCCUGAAUACCUGUAUGGAGCAACCCUUGCGUUUGAGUGUAAUGAAGGGUAUGAGUUACGAGGCAGUGACUCUAUGACUUGCCUAAGAUUUGGUUGGAGUCCCAGGAGACCACCAUACUGCGCUAGUAAGCACGUUUUGAUGACUGAAAUAAUGUUAAAACUUACCUAUGUGGUAGAAAGAGACAGGAAUAGCCUAUUAGUCUAAGGGCUCGCCCUCACUGCUUUGGUCUGGGUUGAUUUUCACAUCUGGAGUAACAUUUGGGUAACAUUCUGUUUGGCACUGUUUCUUUUCCUCGAAAGUGACAUCUUCUCCAGGUUUAUUCACCAUUGAUAUCAAACACAGUAUGCAAUAUUUGAGGAACACAGUCUGUUGCCUAGCAGAGUAAGACCCUAUUGCUAGAGAUCAAUUAACUUAACUGCAAAGGGUAGUGUGGGUGCGACAGCCUAUACACUGAAACAGUUAAGACUUACUGAUCAGGGGUGUGUUUUCUAUGGUAAUUAUUAAUUGUUUUCAAGGUUGAUCAUUGUAUUAUUAUCCUUCAUUCCCAAAUACCCCAAUCGGAUAAAACAACAGGCUUUGGAAAACGAGAAUCCACGUGAAUGUGCAACUGAUAACAUUCCAUGGUGUUAUCAAUUUUUGAAAUUAUAAUUAUUGAUAUUAUUUUCUUAACCAUAACCAAUGCUUCUUUGUAGUAAAAUCUUGUCCAGAUCCUGGGAGACCAGAGAAUGGUGAUCGUUAUUAUCAAGAUCGAUAUUUUAGAGUUGGUAGUACAGUGCGGUUUUCCUGCCAGUCUGGUUUCCAAUUGUCUGGCUCAAAGGAAAGGACUUGCAUGGAGAAUAAAGAGUGGAAUGGAACUUUGACCACAUGUCAGGAUGGAAGUAAGUGAGAAAUUUCUCAGGCUUCUCUCAAAUGUAAUAGAGAGGGGCAAUGGCUAUUUGCUCUUUAUUUAUUUAUUUAUUAAUUUUUUACUUCCUGUAUUAUCUUGGCUCUGAGUGAAGACUAUAGUGUGCGUGUUGUUUUUCAUUCACCUGGCAUAAAGUCAUGUUGGGACAGGAUAAGAUGAAAACUUUCUUAAAUGAGAUGGUCAGUUCAGUAGUCAGCUAGUUCCUCAGUCAGUCCUUGAGACAGUCAGUCAGUCAGUUAGUAUAAUGAUUAAGUCAGUCUUUCAGUCAGUCAGUAUGUGAGUCAGUCAAGUUUUCAGUCAGUCAGUCAGUCUAUGAGUCUGUCAGAGCAUGAGCCAGUAACUGAUUCAGUCAGUGAGUGCAUCCAUUGGUCAGUCAACCUGUUAGACUAAAGGAUCCUUUCUUCUUACAUCUCUCUUAAGUAAUGACUCUCCUAUAAAGUUCAGUUAGUCAGUCAGUCUGUGAGUUAGUCUGUCAGUCGGUGAGUUGGUCUGUCAGUUAUGCAUAUAUGAGUCAGUCUGUCUGUCAGUCAGCUUGAGAGUCAGUCAGUCAGUCAGUCAACUAAGGGGUCUUUCUCUCAUAUUUCUUUUUGAUAAUGAUUUUUCCAUUCGUUCAGUCAGUCAGUCAGUCGGUCAUGCGGUCCAUCAGUCAGUGUAGGUCCUGAGGUGGUAUAACAACAAGUGAAUUGUCGACUGAAAACGUUUCUUUUUCAAUUCUCUUUCAGAUACCAAGUGUCCCAUUUUGGGUACCCCAAUAAGUGGACGUAAAUAUGGCAGCAGAUACAACAAAGGAGACAUUGUGUCAUUCGAAUGUAAACGGGGGUUUGUUCUUAAGGGUUCUGCAGUGAGAAAAUGCUUAGAUAGCGGAGCUUGGAAUGGCACCGACGCAAUUUGUCGAGGUAAGGCUGCACAGUAGUUGCACAGUAGUUGCAUUGCUGUAUCGAAGCCUCAGUAUAUUACAAACAAAAACAUUUCAAAGUAUCACGUGCUAUGGACUCUGAUGAAGAGCGGUUUCCUCAGUUUUCCUUCUAUCCAUUUGUUUUUACAGACGAGUUCGAAGAUCGUUUUAAAGGUGUUAACGUCACUGCCUACAAUCUUCGCAAAAACCUGCUUGAUCCUUUAUCAGAGUACACAUGUAACAGUGAUAACAGCACUGGAUGCAACAGGACAAGUAUUCGUGGCAUGGAUUUCAGAGGCAGAGCCAUUAAUUUGAACUCAAGGGGUGGCUUAGAUCUCGUGUUCGUCAUCGAUGCAUCUAGCAGUGUGAGAAAGCUGACUGAUUUCAAAAAUGGUUUGGAGUUUGCAAAAGAGCUGGUUAGAACCAUCGGGACCAGCAAAAGGUACGAUUAAUUUUUAAGAGACAGAGUUCUUUUACAUUUGUUCAACAUGUUAAUAAUUUAAAGGAUAAGUAUAUCGCUAAUUGAGGCGCUCAACACAUGGAGAGCGUCGCUUACACACCAAAUCAUAUUUCUUGUUUUAUUACGUCCAUACCGCAAGUAAAUGGCUCGUGACUUAAGAACUUAUGAGAGCAAACUCGAGGAAACUGUUCGUUGUCAAGUUUUGUUAUAGUUACUAAGAUAGCUUAUAAUGGUUUCUAAGUAGCCCAAUAGUAAUAAUCACGACCAUUGUCAUCAGCAGCGUUAAGAUCAAGACAUUUAUCUUACCUUCAGAUUUUUAACUUCUUAGAAAAGAUGGAACGCGAGUAGCAGCUGUGACCUUUGGGACGGAUGUGAAAGUUGAAUUUAACUUAGGAGAUGCUAAAGUCGACACAAUGGAUAAAGCAAUCAAAGCCAUCGAUGAGAUAAUCUACAUCGGGGGGGCUACAGCGUCGGCACUUGCGUUACAAGAGGUCAGAGAUGUCGUGGUGCCGUUAGCUCGUCCAGACAGUCACCGCGUAUUGAUGUUCAUCACAGACGGAAUGUCUAACAUAGGGGGUCCACCUAAAAAGUUAGCGAAGUACCUUCGUGAACAAGAAAACUUUGAAAUCUAUGCAAUAGGUAAAGUAGCUUGGCAGUGAUUUAAAACAGGGUUACUUGAAGAUUUUGAGAACGUUAAGUGUAUAAAAUUUCUUAACGGACACUCUUGGGAAGAUGUUUUACUCGAUUCUUAUUUUGACAUUAACGUAAGCGCUCAUUCCCUGCAAUGGGACGCAAACACUUUGGAAGAGUGCAGUUUCCACUUCUGUAUAUCAUGUCUGUGGUCUUGUUUUAAUUUGCAUAUAACUCUUAUCAAUGAGUUUUCCAUUUUACCUUCAGAUUUGUAGUGAACGUUGUUCGCUAGUUUGACGUUUCCAGCUAUUAUCACCUCUUGUCCCACGCAAUUACACAGUACUACAGUCGCUACUUCCUGUUGCGAUGACCAUUUUUGUAAGGGGUCCUCAUUUCUGAAGUUGAGCUACAGUCUAAAAGGGGGGAAUCAUCGCUGAGCAAGGCAUGGAGCGCUAUCCCCAAACGACGCCGAGCAUUUUAAAAUAUGGUUUUUUCUUUCAUAACGAUUAGUUUUUCAAGAAUUGUUUUAAACUUCAUCACUAAUUUACAUCUACGCACUAUCACUUAACAUCUUGCCCCUUUAGGAGUCGGUAAGAAAGUUCGUAUUCGUGAACUGAUGGAUAUAGCCUCACCUGAAGCGGGCGAUAAUCAUGUGAUCCAUGUCAAAGACUACGACAAUCUUCAGAAAGCCAUCAAGAGAGCGACUUACGUCAAGAUCGGUAUGUCGUAAAUUGAUAAUAUCAGCUUAAAUUUCAUUGCUUAUGAUUUCUCUUAUAUUUUGAAGUCGAUUAUGAAUCGAGAUUCUUUAUUCGGAAUGGUUUCGUUCCAAGGGAGACGUCCUAGAAUAGUUGAGUGUUUAGUAGCAGCUGGAUCGAUCGGCCUUGUCCACAAAGUAUCACCAUAAAAUACAGAAAAGACACGAAAAGAAAAGAGCCAAUAAAAGUGCAUUGCAAUAAACCGGUCUUCUUUGAAGUGAACAUGACUUUUUGUGUGUUUCUUGUUCACAGAUUAUACAACCUGUGGUGUAAGUCCUGUUGAUCUGAGGGCGAGAAUGGUCGGUGGCAAGAAUUCGAGAAGAGGCUGGUGGCCCUGGCAGAUUGGACUACGUAAGAUUAACCCAAAAGGUAAUUUGAAAGGAAAAUUUGCGUUGUCUGGCUCAUUCAUUGAAUGCUGUAUGUACAAGGAAAGCAUUAGUAACAUUUCCUUUCCAUCAUGCGGCAAAUCGUUCUAAGUAGCCUAUGACUGUCUGUGGCCUUUCCGUACAUCUAGGUAGUUCGGAAAGCCGCAGAACUCAAGAACAAAAAUUCAUCUUUCAAAUCUCACUCUUAAUCUUAUAUUAUAUCAACUAACGAUUCUCAUUCUAUUGAUUCAUUUGUUUGUUCAUUUGUCUGCCUGUUUUUGUACGUUAUUAUGUUCUCAGAAAUACAGAGUGGCUCCAUUUUUCUGUAUGUGAUCCCUACACAACCCUCCAUUCCUUUGUUCGUUCAGACGAGGGGCCAAGCUCGAAAAGUUACUUAAAAUGCACUUGUCAAAAGCUGGUUUUUUUUUCGGGCAUAAUUUUCUACGAGAAGUUAUUUCUUAAAAAGAAAGUAUCGGUUGAGAUUAAUAAUUAUUGUUUUUUAUCUUUUUCCUUUUUCCUUUUUCCUUUUUUAAGCGGAACUUGUGCUUAUCUGUGGUGGCGCACUGAUUUCUCGUCGCUGGGUUCUGACGGCUGCACAUUGUUUUUACCACAGAGGUCUUCAUGGGGCUCGUGUUCUCGACGAUUUGUCCAAUAAGUAAGCACUGAGUCCAAUAAUUCUUUUUACGUUUGAAGUUUAAAGAAUCUUUUUAUAUCUAUAGAUAUCUUUUUUCAGUGUUGUAUCUGAAAGUUCACAUUUCAAGGUGGAGAAAAUUCUGCACAUAAAAAGGUUUCGAAUUUCUGAUAUCAUUCAUAGGGGGAACUCUUCAAAAACUCCCAAAACCAGUCUUUCCCUAGUGAGUGAAGCAAACUUGGCUUAUUUUCUCUACAACUGCUGCUCUUUAUCUCGCAGGUACCAAGUGACAGUGGGUGACCACCACUUGCAGAGGGUUGAAAAAUCUCAAAGUGAAGUGGCAGUGAAGAAGAUUUUUGUUCAUCAAGAUUAUGUUGAUAACAAAAUCACAAAUGACAUUGCUCUGGUCAAACUCGACGAGGAAGUGAAACUUGGCCCCUUUGUACGGACAUUGUGUAUUCCAGAAAAGGAUGAAGGUGAUUUGGCAAUCCCUAAAAAGUACGGUAUAGCAACAGGAUGGGGUGUAACACAAGCCUUGGAAUUCGGAGAACAACCCGAUGACAAGAAACGCUACUCAGACCGUCUUCAAUACUCAGCCUUCACAAUUCAAAGCGACCAACUGUGCGUUAACAAAUCAGCGGGAUUUUUUGUUAACUCCACAGUGACGUUUUGUGCCGGGGAUGGAAAGGGAGGAAAUGAUACUUGCCAAGGUGACAGUGGAGGAGCUUUCGUCCGCGAGGCAAAAAGAGGAGACGACUUCCUUUGGGUGGCUACUGGGCUGAUCAGCUGGGGAGAGGGCUGCGCACAAAAGGAUAAGUAUGGAUACUAUACCAGGGUGUACUCAUUUAUUGAUUGGAUAAAGAAAACUAUGGAAGACAACUCAUAGGAAAAUGACUGAACUUCUUCAAUACAUGUUCGAGUAUCUUUUUACUGAUUAGUAGUGCCAAGAGUGUCUGUUCUCCUGCGAAAAUCGUUGCUUUACUAUUCUCAAAGUUACUUUGAUGUCUGAUUGGGGUUUUUGCCUAGAAAGGCCGUGCUUUUGUAGAUUAAUGUGCAGAUUGAUAGUUUGGC